GGACGUUCGGCACGGGCGCGCGCAGGCCAAGUCGUUGUGUCGGCAAGUAUCGACUAGCCUUCCGUACCUGGAGUUGGAGUCGCGAAACGUCGCGCACAGCAUAUGAGGCCAUCGCGGCGCGCCCGUUUGGGCACAGCGCCGUCCCUCACUGCGCUGUCGUUUCACCACCACCAUGCCCAGAGUCGCGCACCGCGCUGCCACAACAUACGCCCCUCGCCCGUUGAUUCGAGCUGGCGUGCAUGGCAUCCAGCGCAACAACUCACUGCUGCCCAUUGCCCUCUCGACAUGCAGCGCGCCACGUCCCUCAAGCGCUGCAAUGCAACCAGAAGCUUUCCCACCCCAGUCCCAGUCCCUGUCUCACAUCUGAAGCUUAGCCCUCCCUUCAAACAUGGCCUCGCCGACCGCCCCUGCCCGCCAACACAAACGCACAUGUCUUUACUCUUGACUCGACUUGUCACAUCGGCCGCCCACGCGCGGAGGCCCAAACCGUUUUCACCGCCGGCAGCUGUUUGAGCAGCCAAGAAAUGCCGCAGAAAGCUUAGCUGUGCAUGCGAACUGUGGUCUCGCACCAGUCCCCGGCUCGAGCGCCCAUGCAUGUUCCCGGCAGUGCC
Paraphaeosphaeria sporulosa is the source of this 611-nucleotide messenger RNA. RefSeq lists its product as uncharacterized. The record is from RefSeq and is a predicted model, not a curated record. The transcript has a single exon. Bases 103 to 513 code for a protein of 136 amino acids. NCBI's taxonomy places the organism in Eukaryota, Fungi, Ascomycota, Dothideomycetes, Pleosporales, Didymosphaeriaceae.